AUGGGUUUUGAGGAGAAGAUGGGUUUCAAGAAGAAGAUGGAUGUUUUUUCUGGAGAAAUUAGUCUCGUGGAAUCGUUACAAUAUAACUUUGAAGAUAUUAGAUCUGCAACGGAUGACUUUUCUGAUGAAAAUAAGCUUGGACAAGGUGGAUUUGGAGUUGUUUACAAGGGUAGGCUAUAUAACGAACAAUAUAUAGCUGUGAAAAAGCUAUCUAAAAGUUCUCAACAGGGUGAUCGUGAAUUUAAAAAUGAAGUCACGUUAGUUGCUCAACUUCAACACCGGAACUUAGUGAGGCUUUUAGGCUUUUGCUUGAAAGGAGAGGAAAGGCUCCUCAUUUACGAAUAUAUACCUAAUAAAAGUCUUGAACACUUCAUUUUUGACCCAACCAAUCAUGAACAUUUGGAUUGGGAAACACAUUACAAAAUCAUAGAAGGAAUUGUUCGUGGUCUUCUUUACCUCCAUGAAGAUUCUCGACUUCGAAUUAUUCACCGUGAUCUCAAAGCCAGCAACAUUUUGUUGGAUGAAGAUAUGAAACCUAAAAUUGCAGAUUUUGGUAUGGCAAGGUUGUUUGUGAUGGAUCAAAGUCAAGGAGAUACAAAAACCAUUGUUGGGACCUAUGGAUACAUGGCACCUGAAUAUGCAAGUCAUGGGCGCUUUUCUGUCAAGUCAGAUGUCUUUAGUUUUGGUGUGUUAGUUCUUGAAAUAAUUACUGGCAAGAAGAGUGGUAGUUUCCGAAAUGGUGAAAAUGAAGACGACCUAUUAAGCUAUGCCUGGAGAAAUUGGAGGGAUGAUACAACUCUAAAUAUCAUAGAUCCCAUGUUAACAACAGGCUCAAGAUCUGAAAUAAUGAGAUGCAUCCAGAUUGGAUUAUUAUGUGUCCAAGAAAAUUUGAAUGACAGGCCAACCAUAGGUUCAGUUGUUUCCAUGCUUAAUAAUCAUUCUCUCAAAAUCUCAGUACCUUCACGGCCUCCAUAUUAA
This is a messenger RNA of Rosa chinensis, 978 nucleotides long. RefSeq names its product cysteine-rich receptor-like protein kinase 29. The coding region runs from base 1 to 978 and encodes 325 amino acids. Gene Ontology annotation, biological process: protein phosphorylation. The record is from RefSeq and is a predicted model, not a curated record. Gene Ontology annotation, molecular function: protein kinase activity; ATP binding. The transcript has 6 exons. NCBI's taxonomy places the organism in Eukaryota, Viridiplantae, Streptophyta, Magnoliopsida, Rosales, Rosaceae.